This is a messenger RNA of Elgaria multicarinata webbii, 1918 nucleotides long. It is a transcript of the gene EFNA3, whose product is annotated as ephrin A3. The record is from RefSeq and is a predicted model, not a curated record. Gene Ontology annotation, biological process: axon guidance; ephrin receptor signaling pathway. Gene Ontology annotation, cellular component: plasma membrane. The transcript has 5 exons. NCBI's taxonomy places the organism in Eukaryota, Metazoa, Chordata, Lepidosauria, Squamata, Anguidae. The coding region runs from base 108 to 791 and encodes 227 amino acids. Gene Ontology annotation, molecular function: ephrin receptor binding.
UGGGGGCUCCGGCGGCGGCGACGGCUUGUUCUUGGCUCGGCUCUGGCUCGCCUGUCUCCGCUGCGGGGCUCUCGGUCGCUCGUGGCGCGGCGCUCCGGCCAGGCGGGAUGGCCGCGCUCCUGCUGCCCCCGCUCGCCCCGCUGCUGCUGCCCCUGCUGCUCGCGCUGCUCGGCCACGGCCCCGCCGGCAGCCUCGGCAACCGGCACGCGGUGCAUUGGAAUAGCUCCAACCCGCACUUGCGGCGGGAAGGCUACACCGUCCAAGUGAACGUCAACGACUACCUGGACAUCUACUGCCCGCACUAUAACUCCUCGGUGCCCGAGGGGCGCAUGGAACAGUACAUCCUCUACAUGGUCAACCAUGAAGGCUACCGGAUGUGCGACAUCAGCCAGGGCUUCAAACGCUGGGAGUGCAACCGCCCGCACGCCCCGCACAGCCCCAUCAAGUUCUCGGAGAAGUUCCAGCGCUACAGCGCCUUCUCACUGGGCUACGAGUUCCACGCCGGGCACGAAUAUUACUACAUCUCAACUCCGUCGCACAACCACCGCUGGGCCUGCCUUCGAAUGAAGGUUUUCGUCUGCUGCGCUUCUCCGUCGCACUCUGGGGAGAAAGCGGUUCCGACCCUCCCGCAGUUCACUAUAGGCCCAGAGGUGAAGAUCGAGGAUUUGGAUAAUUUUAACCCCGAGAUGCCCAAACUGGAGAAAAGCAUCAGCGGGACCAGUCCGAAACGGGAACACUUGCCUCUGGCGGUGGCCGCGGCCCUCUUCCUCAUGACGCUCUUGGCUUCCUAGCCGCGUGGGUCGCCGUGGGAAGGGGGCCGAUCCGAUCCCAACCCACCCGGGCCCGCAGUCCUGCCCGAGACCUCCUCAGCGUUCGUGAAAAGGGCAAAACGUAUAUUUAAAAAGGGGUGCGGGGGGGAGGCGUGAUGUUGCGAGGGGGGUGAGGAGGACGGGCGGCCCGAAGUUGGAGGACAGUGAACUUUCUUGGCCAGGCCGCCCCCUCCUCCCAUCUCCGUCCCCCUCCCCAGCUAAGGAAAACGUUGCCACUGCUUCUGUGUCUCUUUCGCCUUUCCCGUCUGCCCUGUUCUGGGGACAGAAGGGAGUUUCAGCCUGGCGCGUGGACUUUGGAGGGGGAGCGGGUUGGUUUUGAUGCCCCUGGAAAGGCGUUCCUAUUCGCCCUGGAAUCGGGGCCUCCACCUCCGGCGAUCCACCAGAGGACCACAGGUGUCCACCACCACAGCAAUAGACCUCUCGCUCGUCUCUUCCGACGCCCAGGGCAGAGGGCCGGCAGCCAAAUUCCGGAGCAGCGGACAUUCUACCAGAACUCCUCCUGGCUUGGCAACGUCGCAGCUGGGCAAUUUUAUUUUAUUUUGGAGAGCCGUGCCCACCUCGGAGAGUUCCAGGAAUGCCCACGCCAGAGAUUGGAGGGGUGGGGGGCACCGUUUCCCAGUGACUCUCGGGCUGCAGGGGGCACGUGGUGGUACCCUCGCCCUAACCCCGGGGGGUACCUGUACAUAUCUCUUUAUGUGUUCUGUACAGAGAGAAGGCUCCAUUAUCCGUGUCUAUAGAUUAUAUAAAACCGUUCUUGUAGUGGGUGGGUGCGGGGCGGGCACCGGUUUGCCCGUCAAAGCCAGAAUCUUUUGUUUUGUUGGGGCGUUUCCUCCCCCUUUGUCUUCUGUGAAGACCAGACCUAUGCAAGACGCACGGACACUUUUUUUUCCUUCCCGGGGUGGGUGGGGGGUGGUCAGGGCAAAAACCACAUUGACAAAAAAAUAAACAAAGGACCUUUUCGGGUCGGGACUGGGGGGGGGGCUAUUUCUCCUUGUUUUUUUUGUUUUCUUCCUCCCUCCCCAAGAGCUUUUGGCUGGCGAUUUUCAUAUACUUGCUCUUAGUCUAUUAAAAAAAAAAUUAAAUAAAAG